GCGUUAAUAUGACGCUCCUGUCUGUGGGUCGCUCUCGCUGUUCGCCCUCCGCUGCUGUCGUCUGCUCGGUUGUAACAAAUGCUCCGCUAUAGGUGCCAUCGAGAAACCGUCGAACGACAAUAACUUGAACUACUCCAUGGCAAAUAUCGUUUUCUCUUCUAGUCUCCCCACCACUCUUUAAAAAUUCCGCCUAAAAAGAAAAAGCGUUCUGUCCCCUCUUUUGGGUUUUCAGCGGACGUGUACAACAACUACCCAGAGGAUCUAGGGGCAGCUCUAUACCGAGAGCCAUUUGACUUCAACGCCGAGCCACCUUGGGAUCCUAGCUGAUAGUGGACGAGUUCAUCCCAGGACUCAUCCAUUUUGUUGCAUAAGUCUAGGACCCCAGGGGCUCGAGAGGGAGCGAGCAAGACCACUUCGCACUAGCCACAUUCUUUAUGCCUGUUGGAUUUGAAGAAAACGGUUGAGAGGAUGAAAGGAAUUGCUGAUGAACCGCAGUAUUCUGUUGGCCUGCUGGAGGGAGGCAUGGCCCUCUGUGAUGUUAUUGACAAUCACAUUUAUGAGCAAACACUGUCUGAGAAGAAUGCAUUCUUUGUAGCAGAUCUGGGAGUCAUAAUGAGGCAGCAUGUUCGCUGGCGGACCCACAUGUCCCAGAUCAGACCAUACUAUGCUGUCAGGUGCAAUAGCAGCCCAGCUGUGAUUGAAGUCCUUGCUGCCCUUGGCACUGGGUUCAUAUGCACCAACAAGUCUGAACUGGAAUUGGUGCAGAGCCAUGGUAUUCCCUCUGAAGAUAUCAUCUACAGUGGUGUUUGCAAACAAGUUUCCCAGAUUAAAUAUGCUGCUAAAAAUGGCAUUGACCUCCUGGUGUGUGAUAAUGAAGCAGAGCUGCGCAAGAUUUCUCGCUGCCACCCCAAUGCCAAGCUGCUGCUACAGGUGUCAACGGAAGCGUCAAACCCGGACGAUGACAUGAGCAUGACAUUUGGCUGUUCGCUCAAGGACUGCAGGCAUCUGCUGGAGAGUGCUAAGGAGCUGGGUGUGCAGGUAGUUGGGGUCAGGUCUCACAUUUCCACCUCCUGUGACGAUGACCAGGUGUAUGUUCAUGCUGUUUCCGAUGCCCGUUGUGUCUUUGAUAUGGGGGAGGAAAUUGGCUUCAACAUGAAAAUCUUGGACAUUGGAGGCGGAUUCAGCGGCUCUGAGGCCCAGCUGGAACUGAUUAAUACUGCAGUCAUGUCUAUGGUGGACCUAUACUUCCCUCCAUCUUCAGGAGUUUCCAUCAUUGCUGAGCCUGGCAACUUCUUCGUGUCCUCUGCUUUCACACUGGCUGUCAAUGUCAUCUCCAAGGAGGUGGUGGCACGUGAUCCCCAGGACCAGGAGCAUGAUCUGUCUCCCAAUGAAGAGCCAGCGUUCCAGUACACUAUGAACGAAGGAGUGUAUGGAUCAUUUGCCAGCAAACUAUCUGAAACACUGAUAUCUGCCCCAACUGUUCACAAGCAGAACACUUCCCUGGAUGUACCGGUGUUCAGCAGCAGCUUGUGGGGUCCCUCUGGAGAUGAUCUGGACCAGGUAGUGGAGCACUGUCUUUUACCUGAGCUCAACAUUGGAGACUGGCUCAUGUUCACACAUGCUGGCUCCUAUAGUCUGGGUCAACCACUGUGCUCCUCCACUGACUCACCACCACCCCCUGUGUACUACGUCAUCUCCUCUAGAGACUGGUUUGAGAUGCAGGACACUGGUGUUACCAACGAGGCUACACUUAAGAACUUCUCCCUGGUCCCGUACUUCCUCAAUUCCUGCCAAACAGAGGCUGCACUGUCUGUCCCAGCUUAGGAAACAUCUGACUGGGACCAGAAGUCUUUUCACUUCUCUCACUUGUUUCUGCUGCUAGCUUCCUUUGGUUCACAUUCCACUGGGGUCAACUCCCCCAGUAGUGCUUGAAAUUGCCUGGACCAGACCAAAUUCAUCUCACAGACCCCAGUGCACAGCGCUUCUAUGUGGUCAGCCCUGGAAACCCUCAGUAGGUGUUAAUUAGUAUGCAACAAAAUGGAUGAGUCCAGAAAAGACAGUUUGGGGGCUCCUCUUGAACUACAGUUUACACCCCUACAGUAGACACCAAUACUUUUAAAUGAUUAUAUUUGACAGAUAUUAUUAUUCAUAUCUCCUUUGCUGUUGUCAGUCUUGUAUAUUAUGUGUAUUCUUGAUUGAAGCAGUGUAUUUAAAAAAAGAAACACUUCUGAGAUUAUAUAGAAAGUUUUGCCAAAAGAUUUGUAUUUCUGAUUUUAAUUUGUUGUGUAGUUUUUUCGUGUCUGCGCAAAGGCUAGAAUCCAUUAUUACAUUGAAAAAGUGGCAUCUUCAUAUUAAAUUGAGAGCUUGGAGCAUAUCUUUGCUGUACAUAGAAAAUGUUUGGCGUUACCGUGGCGUCAGUUUCUGGAAAAUGAUUUGAAAGCUAAAAGGUUAAUGUCCUUAAAUAAGCUGGUGUCUGCGUGCUUUUCCAAAGUGCUGAGUGUCUUGCUCCCAAGCAGGUGAGUGUUCUGCUACCCGACAGCCAAGCAGGUUUUAUUAGACAGCA
This is a messenger RNA of Oreochromis niloticus (Nile tilapia), 2563 nucleotides long. Its product is annotated as antizyme inhibitor 1. Gene Ontology annotation, cellular component: cytoplasm. Bases 469 to 1824 code for a protein of 451 amino acids. Gene Ontology annotation, molecular function: ornithine decarboxylase activity; ornithine decarboxylase activator activity. Gene Ontology annotation, biological process: positive regulation of polyamine transmembrane transport; negative regulation of protein catabolic process. The transcript is spliced from 12 exons. NCBI's taxonomy places the organism in Eukaryota, Metazoa, Chordata, Actinopteri, Cichliformes, Cichlidae. The record is from RefSeq and is a predicted model, not a curated record.